UGCUCUCAUCCAGCAAUCUCCACAGCUGGCCUGCUGCCAGAGGGUUUGUUGCUCUGGCAAUUUCUGCUGCUUGCGGAGUGCUGAGCAGGCUCAGUCCACUGACUCCGUUGGACUCGCACCCAGCCUGAGACUGCAGUAAACAGCGCGAGGAGAGCAUGACAGCGGCUGAGCAAAGCAGGGCCUGGCUGGCGAAUCCACUCACACAACUGAGUGGGCUGGUCCUUUCAACCCACUUAGGCUGUGCUGCUGCGACUGGAGCUCGCUGGGUGUAUUAUUAACUCCUCUGAAGCUGCAGCGGCAGCAGAGGCGGCUUCAACAAGGCCAGAGACCCUGGCUGAUUAACAGCUUCUAAUAUGGCAAAUGACAGCACAGAAGAACUGCUAGCUACGGAGUCACCAGAGACUGAGAACCACAUAUAUGAAGAAGCAAAAUGGUUCGACAAAGCAGAACAGAACCAACGGAUGGCUGUGGAAGAGCUCAUCAGCACGGAAACUAGCUAUGUCAACAACCUCCAGCUCUGCAUUUCUGACAUACAUGAUCAUCUCCAGAAAAAGCAGCUGCCUGAAAUAGACAUGGAAGGACUGUUCUCUAAUAUAGAUGAUGUCCUGUGCUUUUCCAAACACUUUCUGAAAGGCCUUGAAGCCUUGGCAAACCAGGAACACGAGCAGCUGCUUCAUAUCAGCACGUUAUUCCAAGAGCUCAAAGAGGAGAUGGAAAAUGUCUACAAGGUUUAUUGUGGCAACUAUGAUCAAGCUCUUCUCCUGUUGGAUAUUUACAGAAAGGACCCAAGACUACAAAAAGAGAUUUUGGAUACCCUGCAUGCUACAGUGCCUCACACUGGUGCUUCAGACCUGAGCUUCUUCUUGGUGAUGCCAGUACAACGAGUCACAAAAUACCCACUAUUUUUGCAGAAAAUAUUGGAAAACACUCUGGACAGUGACAAGGCUUAUGAAGCCCUUUCAGCUGCAACAAAGGCUAUGGUAGAGGUCAAUGCCAACAUCAAUGAGUACAAAAGACGCAAGGAAGUAGCAGACAAAUACAACAAAACUGGGUAUCUGACUCUGCGGGAGCGCCUGGCCCGGCUCAACACACAUUCCAUCGCCAAGAAGACCACACGAUUGAGUCGCCUCUUUAUGCAUGAGGCCGGAAUUAUACCUAAAACAGAGGACAAGAAGUUUGAUGACUUGGAAGAGAAGUUUCAGUGGCUGGCAUCGGGUAUAACUGAUCUGAAGGAGAAUGUGGCAUCUUUCCUGAGCAAUGCAGAGAUGUUCCUUGACUCUAAACCCCAUGAGAACGAGUUGAACAUAGAAGAAGCGACUAGACAUCAAUGUUGCCGCCUUGCAGGAAAACUCAAUGGCACCAUCUUACCAGAGUUUAAGCAACGCCUGAAACGCCUUGUGUAUCUGCCACUGUGCAAUUUGUCAGAGACUCUGAAGGGGCCUCAAUCACUUAUCAGGAAGCGCUUGGACAAACUGCUGGACUAUGAGGAACUUGAGGAAAAGAGGAAUGAGACAGGCAGUGUGACGUAUGAGGAGGAGGCUGCCAUGAAUACCUAUCUGGCCAUUAAUUCCUUACUGGUGUCUGAGCUUCCUGUGUUCAACCGUGUGGCCUUGAAGUGGCUGGAGCAGAUUCUGCAUGGUUUUGUGGUUCUUCAGAGGGAUCUGGCCAAGCAAGUUCUUCAAGAGGCAGAGGAGGAGAUAGCCCAGCUGCCACACAAGCACCUUCCUGAAGCUGAUUUCUGGAAGAUGGUGAAAGAUACCUUAAGCCAGGCUGAAAAUCAGCUUUAUUCCUUCUCCAGGAUAUUUGAGAGUGUUAUGCCGAGUCCAGUUGUGCAGCCUCUCAGUCCUGCAGAGGAGAGGAGGGUCCUUUUGCUUGUGAACAGGCAUGGGCCAGACAAACUGUACCAGGUGACAAGCAACAUCAGUGGCAGCAAAGAUAUGGACCUGACACUUCAGAGGGGGCAGGUUGUGGCUCUCCUUCAUGACAUGGACACUAAAGGCAACAGUAAUCGAUGGCUGGUGGAUGCUGGAGGGCCAAGGGGCUACAUCCCAUCUGGGAAAGUCCAGCCGUAUCAUUUAGUCCAAAACCCGAAGUCCAAGAUGGAGACGCUGGCUCCAAACGAUGGGGCCAAUAGGAGACGCCAUUCUUACAAUUCGCCUGAAACUCCCAACACAUCCAUCAGUUUCAUUACACCAGCUUUCCAGGUAGUAGCUGGCUAUGCAUUCACAGCGAGGAGCAGCCAUGAGGUCAGCAUGGCACCAGGCCAGCCAGUAACUGUCCUGGAGCCCCAUGAUAAGAAGGGGAGCAAAGAGUGGAGCCUGGUAGAAGUGAAUGGACAGAAGGGAUACGUGCCUUCCAGCUACCUGGUGACAGUGCCCAUUCCAGAACCACCUGGAUGGAGUUCACCUGCAUGGCCACGUCCAGCUCAGCAGAUGUAACAGCAAGAAAAUGCUCACUUUCAGAAGUCAGCCCUUCUUCCCCUUACCUGGCUUCUUCAUUUCCUCUCCCCGCAGGAACUGGUCAUACAGUGAGGGAAGAGGCAGGUGGUGGGGCCAGGAAGUGAGUAGAUUGGUACGUCUGUACUUUCAUGAGAAGAUUGGAAUAUUGGUAUGAGGCUGCUUACAGUGGUCUUUUGGCCAGCUUGGUGUGGAGAGCCAGUUUGGUGUAGUGGUUAAGUGUGCAGACUCUUAUCUGGGAGAACCGGGUUUGAUUCCCCACUCCUCCACUUGCACCUGCUGGAAUGGCCUUGGGUCAGCCAUAGCUCUGGCAGAGGUUGUCCUUGAAAGGGCAGCUGCUGUGAGAGCCCUCUCCAGCCCCACCCACCUCACAGGGUGUCUGUUGUGGGGGAGGGAGGUAAAGGAGAUUGUGAGCCGCUCUGAGACUCUUCGGAGUGGAGGGCGGGAUAUAAAUCCAAUAUCAUCUUCUUCUUCUUCUUGGCCUAACACCACUAAUAUGAUCCUUCCACAAGUUCUAAAGAUCUACUAAAAAUGUAGGACCGGUCUCAAGAUCUUGGCACCAUCAGUGUUAUUUGGAAAAAUGAUGUUUGCAAAUGGACAGUUCCUGUAGAAUGUGAGGGAUGUGUUCCAGGAUUAACAGUGUCUUCAUUCUGGCAUAAAGAAUGCAAAAAAUGUCCUUAUUUCUGAUAGCUUUAUCUUUGGGUAAAAAAAAGUUUUGCUUUCCUGUGGAAUGAUAUUUAAAUCUGCAAAAUAUUAUUGAGUUGGAGCGGAAGUGAAAUGUUGGCUUUGUGGUUAAUACAAGAGAUUAUAACAGAA
Messenger RNA from Heteronotia binoei (common prickly gecko), 3272 nucleotides. It is a transcript of the gene ARHGEF37, whose product is annotated as Rho guanine nucleotide exchange factor 37. The transcript has 13 exons. The coding region runs from base 354 to 2438 and encodes 694 amino acids. Gene Ontology annotation, molecular function: guanyl-nucleotide exchange factor activity; protein binding. Lineage: Eukaryota; Metazoa; Chordata; Lepidosauria; Squamata; Gekkonidae. Gene Ontology annotation, cellular component: cytoplasm. The record is from RefSeq and is a predicted model, not a curated record.